Molecule: messenger RNA, 1584 nt
Organism: Conger conger (European conger)
Lineage: Eukaryota; Metazoa; Chordata; Actinopteri; Anguilliformes; Congridae
Product: exopolyphosphatase PRUNE1-like
Exons: 7
Coding region: 1-1584 (527 amino acids)
Cellular component (GO): cytoplasm
Molecular function (GO): exopolyphosphatase activity
Source: RefSeq, a predicted model, not a curated record
AUGUCCGAAACAGGAGGGGAUGAGCGCAGUGCAGAGGAUCACUCUGGAUUCCACGUCGUCCUUGGAAACGAGGCUUGUGAUGUCGACUCCAUGGUCUCCACUCUCUCCUUUGCUUACUUCCUGUUUAAGACGUCCGGCUCGGCCGGGAGGACUCCGGUGCCCGUGCUGAACAUCCCGCGGGCGGACUUCCCGCUGCGGACGGACAGCGUGUUCCUGCUCCGGGAGAGCGGGCUGGCGCAGCAGGACCUGGUGUUCCGGGACGAGGUGGACCUCCCGCGGCUGCACCGCGCCGGGCGGCUGGCCCUCACCCUGGUGGACCACAACGUGCUGCCCAGUACUGACAGUGACCUGGAGGGGGCAGUAGUGGAGGUGAUUGACCACCACCUCCAGGAGAGGGUGCCCUCCCCCUCUUGCCCCGUAACCAUAGAGACCGUGGGCUCCUGUGCCACCCUGGUCGCCGAACGCAUCGUGCAGAAGGCUCCGGAAAUUGUGGACGGACAGGUGGCCCUGCUUCUCUACGGCUCCAUAAUCCUGGACUGUGUGAACAUGGCGGGGAAGGUGACGCCCAAGGAUAGCCAGUUCGCCCGCCUGCUGGAGUCCCUCUGCCCCGCCCUGCCGCCCCGCACCCCCCUCUUCCAGGCCCUGCACAGCGCCAAGCUCGACAUCUCCGGUACCAGCUCAACCUCCUGCAUCAGGGGCUGUCUCUCCGGGCAGUGCGUACAUCAGACGGAAGUCUACGUCUCCGCCGAAUUCGUAAAGGCCAUAAAUCCAAACGGGCUGACUGUGGAGUGUCAGAUAAGUGCGCUAACGAGAAGCUCGGGAAUCGGAGAGGUUGGAGAGUUUGCGUCCCUGACAGAGUUCACGGCCGGAAGGCCGGCCUCCACCCUCACUGUACCGCGGAGAGUGACCGCCACGGGUCACGUCCCGACUGAUCAUUUUUGUGACCUGAAGACGGCCUUCCUCCUCUGGACCCUGUGUGUGUGGCUGCAGGUGAGUCGGGCCCUGGAGCAGGCCCAGACUCCCAGCCUCAGCCUGGCGCCCGUGAGCAGCCCGUACGCAGACGUGCGGGCCUACCUGCAGCGGAACACGCUCGCCUCGCGCAAGAAGCUCCUCCCCCUCCUCAAGGACUUCCUGCGGGACCGUGAGCUCCGGGAGGCCCGGAGGGGAGGGGCCGGGGACGGCGAGGACCUGCAGGAGGAGGAGGAGGAGGAGGAGGAGUGUGGGGGCUUGGUCCCGCCCACGCCCAUGCACAGCCUGGUGGAGGGCUGCCCAUUGGACAACGGUGUGCCGCGCAUCAGCGCCCAGGCCCUGCUGGAGAAGUUCAACAAGAUGGCCGCCUCCGCCGAGGGGGAGGGGGGGAGGAGACCCCGGGGGCACUCUGAUCCCGCCCCCAAUACCGUGCAAUACCACGCCCUCUUUUAUAACCGCUCAAACUCCGCCCCCUCUGAACCACCCAAUGGGAGAGCUCUGAUUGCAACCCCUCCCCCUGUUGACCCCUCCCCCUUUUUAUUGAAUGCCCUCCAGCAGCCCAUAAAUCGGCCAAUCGGUGGCCUCGGAUCUACCGCUCGCCCUCCUCUUGUAUGA